Molecule: messenger RNA, 1278 nt
Organism: Anoplophora glabripennis (Asian longhorned beetle)
Lineage: Eukaryota; Metazoa; Arthropoda; Insecta; Coleoptera; Cerambycidae
Product: neuropeptide CCHamide-1 receptor-like
Exons: 5
Coding region: 1-1278 (425 amino acids)
Biological process (GO): G protein-coupled receptor signaling pathway
Cellular component (GO): membrane
Molecular function (GO): G protein-coupled peptide receptor activity
Source: RefSeq, a predicted model, not a curated record
AUGAGCUACCAUACGAGUAACUACUCAGAGAUGAACGCCAGCGUCGAUUUAAACUCUAGUUUCAACCUCAAUGCGACCCUCAUUGGUUUGGCCAACGGCGACAAUGCCACCCUCAACAUCUCGGAGGGUAUCAUCCCCUACAACCAAAGACCCGAGACGUACAUCGUUCCCGUGCUGUUCUUUUUGAUAUUCGUGGUGGGGGUGCUGGGCAACGGGACGCUGGUGGUGAUUUUCUUGAGGCACAGGACCAUGAGGAACGUACCUAACACAUACAUCUUAUCUUUAGCUCUAGCCGACCUGCUGGUAAUAGUGACCAGCGUGCCCUUUACCUCCGUCGUCUACACGGUGGAGUCAUGGCCCUGGGGAGAGCUCAUAUGUAAGCUCUCUGAAACCGCCAAGGACAUCUCCGUCGGAGUGUCCGUCUUCACCCUCACGGCCCUAUCGGCUGAUAGAUUUUUCGCCAUUGUGGACCCGUUGAAGAAAUUUCACACAGGCAGUGGAGGACGUCGAGCAACGAGAAUCACCCUCUGCAUCGCCAUCUACAUAUGGAUCCUGGCCAUCAUAUGCGCCAUACCCGCGGCCGUUGGAUCGCACAUAAAAGGCGUACCGGCAGAGAGCCCCCUGUUUUUCGUGUGCUACCCCUUCCCAGAACACUGGCUUAACCACCGGUACCCCCAAGUGAUGGUACUGAGUAAAUUUCUAGUGCUUUACAUCAUACCCCUGGUUAUUAUCGGUGUGUUUUACCUCAGCAUGGCGGUGUAUCUCAUCAUGAGUACCAGGAAUGUUCCCGGGGAGAUGCAGGGGAUGCAGCGGCAGAUAAAGGCAAGGAAGAAAGUGGCCAUCACCGUCCUCAUAUUCGUGGCAGUGUUCGCCAUCUGCUUUGCCCCCAUGCACACCUUCAUGCUCUUCUUCUAUUUCCACCCGCAGUCCCAAGAGUUGUACAACGCUUUCUGGCACUACCUACGGAUAGUGGGCUUCUGUCUCGCGUAUAUCAACUCGUGUGCGAAUCCCGUGGCACUGUACUUCCUCAGCGGGGCUUUCAGGAAGCACUUCAACAGAUACCUGCUCUGCAUCAAGCCAAAGAGGUCCCGCUGCAACACUUGCCAAGCCCAGCACGCCACGUCCAUGUCCCUGGUAUCCAUGAAGCGCAACCAGUCGACGAUAAGCCGCAAGAGUCGAAACGUCGCCAUCAACCGCCGCCUGGAUCCCGCCGUCGCCCAGGAGACGUCAGUCACCCUCCUCGGCAACGGCAGCGACCACGUCUGCAGCAAGAUUUGA